Messenger RNA from Phlebotomus papatasi, 791 nucleotides. RefSeq lists its product as uncharacterized. The transcript has 4 exons. NCBI's taxonomy places the organism in Eukaryota, Metazoa, Arthropoda, Insecta, Diptera, Psychodidae. The record is from RefSeq and is a predicted model, not a curated record. The coding region runs from base 22 to 684 and encodes 220 amino acids.
GUUUGCACAGCAAAUCGAUAAAUGGCUUUCAACCCGAAGAGACGCAGAAUGGAGGAGGACAAUCGAGUUCCCACAGAUCCGUCCAACAAGGAUAUUUACAACCUCUUGCUGAAGAUAAACACAAAGUUGAACGAAAUUCAAAACCAGAAUACGGAACAGAAGCUCAGAAAUAAAGGACUUGAUUUUGUCAAAAAUAGUAUGCCAUUGAAAAAUCAACAAGAAAUGGAACACUUCAAUGAGAGCCUCAAAAGCAAACAAAUUACGCAAGCCUUUAGAGACUGGGCAAAAACCGCAAAAGUGUCUGAUAUAUUGUCCGAUGAAUUAAUUCCGGACUUGAACUAUUCAGGCAAAUUUGGCAAGUUGUCCUUGUCUGGACAAAAAUUCUUCGAUAUUUGGAAAAGAGAGACCAUUUUGGACAAUUUUGAGGCGAAGCUCAAAAGUGAAAUAUAUCGCGUGAAAAAUAAAUUAAAUCAGCGGAAAAUUCAAAAAAAAAAGAAGCAGAUUCGUCAUCGUCAAGACGCCAACGAAAAAAUAAAGUAUGAAGAAAAUGCAUCAGCAAAUCCAGAAUUAGCCGACUUUUUUAACGAAGUAUCCGAAUCGUCAAGUUCAUGUGAAACAUCCGAUACAUCCGAUACAUCCGAUUCAGAGCCAGGCGAUCCACACACGAGCCACAUGAGUAAAUGAGAUAAUUCGUACAAGUUCCUUUUUAAAAAAGUUUAGAAAGACUGGAUACACUCUGCGACAAAAUUUAGGUUUUUGUGGGUGUCUUUGACGAGGGUGCCAAAACUUGU